AUGUUGAAGCUGGUGGUGUUGUCUUGCGUCCUGGCGGCGACGUCCGCGUCGGCCAUCCUUGGAUACGGUGGAUAUGUGGCACCAUUUGCCCCCUUGGCCUACUCUGCGCCUCUACUGCAGCCUUACAACUACCGUGGACCGCUCUCUUUGGCCCCUGGUCAGCCCGCUAACAUAUUGGCUUCUGACGGUAGGCCCCUUGACACUUUAGAUGUGAACGUGGACCGAUCAGCUCAUUUCACUGCCAAACUUCUAGACAGUGGACUACAUGUACUCAAGAAGCGCUCUGCAGCUCUGAUUACACCCAUCGCUGCUUCGUUAGCUUAUGCUGCGCCGCUUAUCCAACCAUACAACUACCGUGGACCCCUGUCUCUUGCUCCUGGUCAACCUGCGAACAUUCUAGGUGCCGACGGAAGACCCCUGGACACCCUCGCCGUCAACUUGGACCGUUCCGCUCACUACACUACUAAAGCACUUAAUGGUGUGCAUUUCUUAAAGAAACGUUCUGCCCCCUUUGUUCCCAUCAGCACGGUUGCCGUUGCUAGGACGCCACUGAUCACCUCUGCCUAUACGUACGCUACACCCAUCGCAGCUGCUCAUCUCAGCCCGAUAGCUUACACUGCUGCCCAUGUUACCCAUGUCCUA
Brenthis ino (lesser marbled fritillary) is the source of this 642-nucleotide messenger RNA. The record is from the annotation of a GenBank genome assembly. NCBI's taxonomy places the organism in Eukaryota, Metazoa, Arthropoda, Insecta, Lepidoptera, Nymphalidae.